GGAUUAAGGCGGUGGGAUUAUUUGCCAAAUCCCUCCCUCUCUCCUAUUCCAACCGUCUGCUUCCAUCAUGUUUCCUCCCCGGGUCACUGCACUCCAUCUAGGCCAGAGCCAGAGGGGGGCCACGGGCCUCACUGGUGGGCGAGGGGGCAGCACUUUGUUGCGUGGGGCCUUUUCCCCUCUGACAACUGAGAAGUAAGAUUGGGAAAAUCAAACUUCCAAAAGUAUGAUUUUUUCAGUUUCAGUUUCCCACUUAAAAGUUUGAAUUUCUUCCUGUAAUCUCAAGGGAAACAUUGAUCUGCUGCCACUUCAUGACCGAGCAGGUGUCCAGUAGAGGAUUCAGAGUCACGCCCCCAGGAUGUGUCAAUAACAACAAUAUUUAGACAUUUGAGUAUAAAAGUUCCAUAAAAUUCAGUGUAUAAUGACGUCUGUUGGCUGUUGUAGUGUUCAUGGUGCAGUCGCCCAAACAGACAUCAUUUUGUUAUGGUCAGCCAUGUUUUUUGUUAACAUUUGUUGUGUGCCGCCCUCCUUUAUGUUCAUUAUACACUCAACAAAACAUGAUUAUUAAUAAUACAGUAUAUCCUCCUAAAUCCAUCACACUGGACCUUUAAAUCCUCAUGGUUCCCUGUGGGCCCCUCCCUUUGUGUUCCUAUUAAAACCCACUUUUGGCCCUGACAUAUUCACAUCAUUAACCCCUCCUGUGGAGGAGACCUGAUCCUGGGACGCCCCCCUUUCUUAUUAAACUGCAUCACCACAUGAAAAAAAGCCUGUGAUUAAAAACACUAAUCCUCCUAUGGUCUGUAAUUGAAAUCAUUCCUGGUGAAUAAAAUCUUUGGCUCUGCGGCCCCUUCAGGGUCCGCGGGCCUCAUGCUGGUCCACAGAGAGGAGCGGGGGCAGUGGGAGGUGUCAGAUCAGUUAUUUUGAUGCUGAGCUCGGUCAAUAUGGACUCCCACAACAAGGCCUGGCUUUAAAAAAAUAAAAAUAAAUAAAAAAGUUCCGAACCAGCACUUAUGUCGUGGAUAUGAUGUUGUGAGCAGGAUGCGGUCGGUUCUGUUUCGGCCCCGCACGGAGGAGCGCCGCCACACCGGGGACGGAGCGCGUUAAGCGGCGGAAGCGCGGCGGCGGAUGUGAAGCGCUCCAGCCCGAAUAAAUAAGAUAUGAACGCGUCUCUCUGCCCGACACCACGGAGAAGUGAACUACGCCCGCAGGAGGAGGCGGAGGAGGAGGAGGAGACGAUGGCAACCAUGAUUUGAAGAAUCAGCUACGUUUGUUUUGAUUUUUUUCCAAAGAAAAAAAAAAGGGAUUUUUCGCCAUCACCGAGGAGGCGGCGGCGCUGCGCCCGGGCUCUGAGGCGCAGGAUCCCGCUUGGACAGCCGAUGAAGGGUCGGCGGUGCCCGGGCCGUGUGGAGGUCCGUCGUCCAUGAUUACGCGCUUUCCUUCGGGAGAUCUUUUCGGCGUGCACACGCGGCUGUACACGCUUCAGAUCGUAUAAAACAAGGUCUCCAACCUCCCUCCACCCCUCACCUCCCUGUGGACCAUAGGACCGCCCCGUCAUCACCCCCCUGCGGAAGGACUCCCGGAUCAUCCCUAAUUCCUCGUCUCUCUCUCUCUCUCUCUCUCUCUGCCCAUCUCCUACCUCCAUCACUUUUCCUCUGUCACCAUGGGUACCAGGAAGAUAUACAAAGUACUUUAGUGCCCUGAAGCAAGGCAUUUCUCUGACACAGAAUGGACAGGUGUCCUCGGGUGUUGAGAGGGAUAAAUCGACCACAUCGACAUUCACAGUGGAAACGUGGGAUACAUGACUGAUCCAAAGACUAUGGUUCAAACCGCCUCCUAAUACUUUGAAUGAAGACUAGUGGAUUCUGGGAGCUCUGAAGUGCCUUGCCCAAGGAACGCCGGCAGGGCUUUUUUCCUUCACAUCAUUGACUUCUUCUUUAGUUCACCCUCGUAGUGCUGUUUUAAACCUAGAGGGCUGCGUGUCUUCUUCCCGUCUUCCCCGUCCGUCACUUCCUUCCCCUUCCCUCUUUGUUUUCUCUCUUUGGUCUGCCCACUCGGCUUCCACCAUUCGCCCCUCCCUCGCAACGGCCGUCCUCCCCCCUCGCCCCCGCCCCCAGUCAUCCUCCCCCUCUCCCUCCACCUCCUCCGCCCCAUCCUCCCCCCACCACCACCAUCACCACCACCACCAUUCUCACCACCACCAGCACCACCAUCACCACCCCCAGCUCCCCUCCUCCCCCCCUCGCUUCCAGCCUCCUCCCUUCUCCACUUCCACGGUAACCAUGGCGUCUGCUGCCACCGCCUCCUCCUCACCUUCAUCGCCCUCAUCGUCUGCAAACGGCAGCGCCCGAGAGCACCUGCUGGCGGUGCGACGGCGCACCCCGCAUGGCCGGCCGUACACGAUCGGACCCGACAACCUUCGCAGUCUGUCGGUGCAGGGCACAGUUGAAACCUCCACGCCUGGGUCCUCCUCCGCUAUGCAGUCAGCAAACCAGUCAGAAUCGACGGGGGUGGGGCUUCAGCGAGCUAAUAGCGACACAGACCUUGUGACGUCAGACAGCCGCUCAUCGCUCACGGCGUCUACGUACCAGCUGACUCUAGGCCACAGCCACCUGGUCAUCUCGUGGGAUAUCAAGGAGGAAGUGGACGCCACCGACUGGAUCGGGCUGUACCACAUCGAUGAGACGUGUGUGGCCAACGUGUGGGACUCCAAGAAUCGCGGCGUGAACGGCACCCAGAAGGGACAGAUCGUGUGGAGGCUGGAGCCGGGACCCUACUUCAUGGAGCCGGAGACUAAGGUCUGCUUUAAAUACUAUCAUGGCGUAACUGGAGCACUGAGAGCAACGACACCUUGCAUCACCGUCAAGAACCCUGGAGUCCUGGUGGGCAGUGAAGGCCAAGUGGAGGACCAAUCAGGGACCGAGCACUGUCGGAAACUAGUCAGCUUCACCCUAUCAGACAUCCGGGCGGCGGGCCUGAAGAAGGGCAUGUUCUUCAACCCCGACCCCUACCUGAAGAUGUCCAUUCAGCCGGGGAAGAGGAGCGGCCUCCCCAAGUUCACCCACCACGGCCAGGAGAGACGCUCCUCCAUCAUAGCCAACACCACCAACCCAGUGUGGCACGGGGAGAAAUACACCUUUGUGGCUCUGCUGACCGACGUGUUGGAGAUCGAGGUGAAGGAUAAGUUUGCCAAGAGCCGACCAAUCAUCAAGCGGUUUCUGGGUCAGCUGAUCAUCCCAGUGCAGAGACUCCUGGAAGGCCCGACGGCUGAUGAUCAGCCGGUCAGCUACAGCCUGUGUCGUCGUCUCCCUACGGAUCACGUGAGCGGCCAGCUGCUGUUCAGAGUCGAUAUCACCUCCACGGGACAAGAAGAAGCUUCCCCAGACACCGGGGGAACUAUCUUGGGUGGCGCGGUCAACGGCGACCCUGGCAGUCCCUCCGAUGACGAGGACCUCCCUCAUGCAUCCUCCUCGUCACGUGUUGCUUAUGAACCCUCCCCCACGGGCUCCGACGAGGGCUCCCUGAUAGUCAAUGGUGCUGGUUACUAUGGCGAUGACAGCGUUUGGCGGGAGCCGGGGCAGUUAGGGGAGGAUGACCUGCUUCCUAUGGCAGUGGGUGGCCACACCCACCGGCAGGUGUCGCUCAACGACUACCUGGAUGCCAUCGAGGCUCCCAGGAGCCCAGGAGACCGGCCUUUAGUGGGGCCCUCUCCAAAGCUCCGCUCCAGCUUUCCGACGGACACUCGGCUCAAUGCAAUGCUGCACAUAGACUCAGAUGAGGAUGAGGAGCACAGGGAGCAAACGCAGGAGGCGGGGACACCACAGAGUACGGACUCACCGAGGAGACCGGCUACAUCCGAGUCUCUGGGGAAUGAAGGUUCAAAUGCAGAGCCACAGGGGUCGAAUGGGACUGGGACUGGGAAUGGACCAGAGGCAGGUUCCCCUGCUGGUGCUCAGCCUGCAAGUGAGCCUGCAGGAGCUGAAGGUGGAGCUGCAGAAGGUGCAGCCAGAGACCAAACACAGGUACCAAACAACGGGAAUGGAGAGGUCACUGGAGCAUCGCCAGAGGCUGCAAAUGUUGCUGGAGAAGCGUCCGCAGCUCCCAGCUCCUCGCAGGCAUCUGGAGCUGAGGGGGUUGCAGCACCUGCUCCGGGGGAGUCUGUGGAGGAGUGUACCUGCCAGGAGCCGAGCAGCAUGGGCGCAAACCAGGAAGUCAUCUGCACGUCCUCACUUGGUCCACUUUCACCCAUUCAGGAGGUGGACACAAGAAAAGAAGUGGCUCCGAAGGCAGAGGAGGAAGGGGCGGAGUCGUCGAGCAGCGAGGCGAACGGGCCAGUAGCAGCAGCUACUCGGCCCAAAACGGACCGAGGAGGAGGAAGUUCAGAAGCUGGAGUGACGGCAAGCGGUGGGGACGGGCAGGAUGAGGAGGAGGAGGAGGAGGAGGAGGGAGGCGAGGUGUGGAGGAGGAGGCAGUCCAUGCAGGCCUCUGGAGGCCAGGAGGUGUGCAGCGCCAGAGGGAGUCCCAACGGAGCAGCAGUGGGGGAGAGAGAGACAGGUGCCACAGCUCAGGUCAAUGGCCACCAGUCUGUUCGCUCCCUGCCAUCAGUCCGCCAUGACAUCAGCCGCUACCAGAGAGUGGAUGAGCCACUACCGCCCAACUGGGAGGCUCGCAUCGACAGCCACGGUCGGAUCUUCUACGUGGACCACGUGAACAGAACCACGACAUGGCAGCGCCCCACCGCUCCCCCGGCCCCACAGACCCUCCAGAGGUCCAACUCCAUACAGCAGAUGGAGCAGCUGAACCGCAGGUAUCAGAGUAUACGCAGGACGAUUACAAAUGACAGCAGACCAGAGGAGCAUCCGGCCAAUGAGCUGCCGCCAGACGAGACUGACAUGCACCCUUCCAUCCCAGAGCUGCGCAGGGACAACAGCGUGGCUCCGUCCAGCUCCUCCAGGUCUCGCCUCACCCUGCUGCUGCAGUCCCCCAGCGCCAAGUUCCUCACCAGCCCCGACUUCUUCACUGUGCUGCAUUCCAACCCUAGUGCCUACCGUAUGUUCACCACCAACACGUGUCUGAAGCAUAUGAUCAGUAAGGUUCGUCGGGAUGCUCACCACUACGAGCGCUACCAGCACAACAGGGACCUGGUGGCCUUCCUCAACAUGUUCGCCAACAAACAGCUGGAGCUGCCCAGAGGCUGGGAGAUGAAGCACGACCACACCGGCAAGCCUUUCUUCGUGGACCAUAACUGCCGCGCCACCACCUUCAUCGACCCCCGGCUGCCUCUCCAGAGCACUCGGCCCCCCAGCCUCCUCGCCCACCGCCAACACCUGACCCGCCAACGCAGCCACAGUGCCGGGGAGGUCAGCCCACGACGACUGGUGGGUGAAGACCCUCGUCACGCCGGCCCACCCGUCCUGCCGCGGCCUUCCAGCACCUUCACCUCUGCCAACAGAAGGGAUUGCCAAGACGUUGUGCCAGUGGCUUACAACGACAAGAUCGUGGCGUUCCUCCGACAACCGAACAUCUUUGAGAUAUUGCAGGAGCGGCAGCCCGACUUCAACCGGAACCAUUCACUCAGGGAGAAGGUGCAGCUGAUCCGCACAGAUGGAGGGUCAGGAUUGGCAAGGCUGUCGGGUGACGCUGACCUUGUCAUGCUGCUAAGUCUGUUUGAAGAUGAAGUAAUGUCCUACGUGCCUCCUCACGCCUUACUUCACCCCAGCUACUGUCAGUCACCUCGGGGGUCUCCAGUCUCCUCCCCACAGAACUCGCCUGGUACUCAGAGAGCUAAUGCAAGAGCCCCAGCCCCCUACAAGAGAGACUUUGAGGCCAAACUGCGCAACUUCUACAGGAAACUAGAAACUAAAGGCUACGGCCAAGGACCGGGGAAGCUAAAGUUGAUCAUCCGUCGUGACCACCUGCUCGAAGAUGCCUUCAACCAGAUCAUGUGUUACUCCCGUAAAGACCUGCAGCGCAGCAAGCUCUAUGUCAGCUUUGUGGGGGAGGAGGGGUUGGACUACAGCGGACCCUCCAGAGAGUUCUUCUUCCUGGUUUCCAGGGAGCUGUUUAACCCUUAUUAUGGUCUGUUUGAGUACUCGGCCAACGACACCUACACCGUCCAGAUCAGCCCCAUGUCCGCUUUUGUAGACAAUCACCAUGAAUGGUUCCGGUUUAGUGGUCGUAUCCUGGGUUUGGCUCUGAUCCACCAGUACCUGCUGGAUGCAUUCUUUACCAGACCCUUUUAUAAAGGCCUACUGCGCAUUCCCUGUGACCUGAGUGACCUGGAGUAUCUGGAUGAGGAGUUUCACCAGUCCCUUCAGUGGAUGAAAGACAAUGACAUAGAAGACAUGCUGGACCUCACCUUCACCGUCAACGAGGAAGUUUUCGGACAGAUAACAGAAAGAGAGCUGAAGCCCAGUGGAGCCAACAUCCCUGUCUCUGAGAAGAACAAGAAGGAAUACAUAGAGCGGAUGGUGAAGUGGAGGAUAGAGCGAGGAGUGGUACAGCAGACUGAAAGCCUGGUCAGAGGCUUCUAUGAGGUGGUGGAUGCCAGGCUGGUGUCUGUGUUUGAUGCCAGGGAGCUGGAGCUGGUCAUAGCUGGAACAGCUGAGAUUGACUUAUCAGACUGGAGGAACAACACAGAGUACAGAGGAGGUUACCACGACAACCACAUUGUGAUCCGGUGGUUCUGGGCAGCAGUGGAGAGGUUCAACAAUGAGCAGAGGCUGCGGCUCCUGCAGGUGGGCUCGUGUGUGUGUGCGUGCGAUGCAGUAAAUUCAGCUCUUGAGAUGAAAUGUCAAAACGUAUCUUAUUCCUCCUCUUUUUUUUCCUCCUCUGUUCCUCUCCCGUCUUCAGUUUGUGACCGGGACGUCCAGUAUUCCUUACGAGGGGUUCGCCUCCCUGCGCGGCAGCAACGGGCCCCGCCGGUUCUGUGUGGAGAAGUGGGGGAAGGUCACCUCGCUGCCCAGAGCUCACACCUGUUUCAACCGGCUGGACCUGCCACCGUACCCGUCCUUCUCAAUGCUGUAUGAGAAGAUGCUGACCGCCGUGGAGGAGACGAGCACUUUCGGGCUGGAAUGAGACCCGACCCAACUCCCAGCUCACCCCAGCGAGUGAAGCUGGUUUUGUUUUUAACUUAUACUGGACUUCCAUUCAUAGCAGAGGCUGACGAGACCUUUGAACCAUGAAGAGUCACAGAGGUAAACAGUUAUCUUGUGUUGCACCUGCAUGUACUUGGCACCUACUUAGUAACACACGCCAUCACCUGUGUGAUUUGUGAGGGAAACUGGAGAGCCACACUGCCUUCGGGGGAACAGAAUCGUAACUGCCAGGGUUCAACGGACUGGAGACCGGGAUUGUUUUUUUCUUUUUUUUGUCACUUUCGCUUUGAUACGGACGAGGUUGAAGUUUAAGAAACACAUCAAAGAAGAAGCAACCACUGCCUUCCCUGCAGACUGUCUGGACUGGACCUGGCAGGACUCUCAGGCCCGUUCAGAACUGAGCUUCAGCGGCGCCCUUGUUUGCAGAACAGCAUCUCCUUGUGGCCUGUUGCGGCGACUGCACCCGUGUGCGUGGUGCACUUGUUUCUCAAAGCCUUUUCGAGGGGACCGCCUGAGGUAACUUUUGGUAAAGUUUGGGAUUUUUCCAGUGAACUCCUACAGCUGAUUUUGGAGACCCCUGAAAAAAACAGAAGCUUUGGUAUUGUUGUUACAGUAUUUUCAUCUACGAGGAAAAAAAGUGGUUUUCUAAUGCUGUGGCGGUGACAUGUUGUGAUUUGAAUGUAACUAACUUUAUGAUGUAGAUUGUGUGGAGAGUGAUUUUGUACCUGAUCUGGAUCAAUUGGUAAAAAAACAAAUUUGGCCACCACUACAUUGAGUUACUAAUGUGUUGAUGAGUUAAUUAAGUUACAUACAGUAUGUAACCAUAUCCAUCGACUUUGAUUGUACUCGAUUGAUUUGACACUCGCUUUGAUUCAGUUCUGUUUUAUAAAAUUUGUUUAAAAGCCGUCUACGCAGACGACGUGUAGGCUGGAAAAAAAACAAACUUUGCCUAUCCAAAUAUAGGAAGUUCAUUAAAUGUCCACACAGCAGGGGCGGAUCUAGAAAAGUGUACAUGGGGUAACAAACAACACGCGCUACUUCUGCAGGUAAACGUUUCAAAGGAUAAGCACUUUUACCCUCCUUUCUUUUAACUUUCUAUCAGCAAUCCAGUCAAGCUGCUCUGACCUGCAGACGUCAGAAUCUGGAAGGCUGUCUUGAAAAUCCACGUUUUACACUUAAUAAGCUACGAUCAAUUAACAGGCAUUGAACAGUGACUGUUUUUAAGACUACCUGAUCCCAACUCAGCUAAAAUAUUUCCAUUAUGAGUGCGGACAUAUUUAUUUAUUUAUUUGCUAAUAAAUAUUGAAGUAGUUUGAAGGUUAAUGUUGACCGUUUUUUAAUAUCUACUCUUCAAAACUUCUAAUGAUCUCAGUGCCCGUCAAGAAAAAGACGAUGAUUAUCUCAAUUUACUGCUCAUUAAACUACUAUGUAUGUUACAUAGGGAGCAGUUAUUUAAGACUCGGUUCAUCUUAAGACACAAUUUAAAUCAUUCACUAAGAGUCCGCAGUCCUGUGUGGCUGUACUAAGCCACUGUGCUUUAAGCAAAAUGCUAAUGUUAGCGUAAAAUGUUUACCUUCAAGUUUAGUGUGUUAGCAUGCUAGCAUUGAUGAUUAGUCACACCAAGCAAUGUAACUUUUUAGCUAACGUUACUCGGUCAUGCGUCAUGUUAUUAAUUAUGGAUUUCCUUCCAUAAUUGUUGUUUGAUUCAGCACUUCGGACCGCUCAGAAACCUUUUGGUGACUGAAAAAUUUGCAGCAUUUCACAGAAACAUUUGUAGGAGCUUAGAAAUCCCCCCAGUGCCCCCUUCUGGAUCCGCCUCUGUCACACACAGCCAGAUCAGAACCGAACUAUUUCACCACACUGCUGGUAUAAAAAAAGUCCUCAGAUUUUUAAGCUGCCGAGUCCAAUUUAUUAUGUACUCAUAGAAGAGGACUUGAGACGUUCAGUAAUAUAUCAGCUGGCAUAUUGUUGCUCAUUAGAAUAACGCAUUUUCUUUUCAUUGUUAUUGGCUCUUUAUUCACCUUACACACUAUGAGUGUACGAGUAUGAGUUUCCUCUUUCCUUUGCUCUUCUUACACUCGUGAUGUCGACCACUUGUGUAUUUGUACGGCUGAAUUUGACGACACACUUUGUAUGUAAACUCUGUCAAAGUUUUUUUUUUUUUUUUUUUUUUUCCUGACAUGGAGAGUUGACGCUGUUUUAAUAGUUUCCUCUAGAUUUUUGCACUCAUUUCAAUAUUGAAUGACUUGUAUCAACUCAAUGUUUGUGUUAAUUUAAAAAUCAGGUCUGUUUGGUGACGUUCACGUGGAGAGCUUUUUGCAGGCACACAGUAAAAAAACAAAAACAUACAGUCCUCAUCGUAGACGAGCAUGAACGUUUUGUAUAAAAUCCAUUUUGAAGGAGCUUGCAGUGAAUCUUUCUCUCUUUUUGUACAUUGAGAUACUUGUUACCGUCCUCUUCACUCACAUUCCCCUCCCCUUCCCCUCUCCUGCACUAUGAAUGUAAGCACGCCUUGAACUGCCACAUCGAAAUACAGCUGACCACACGCAGGCCUACAGCACCUACAAGUCAACAUGAAGCCCUCUGAACGCCUCAUUUUUGUACAGGCAGCAAAAAAAAAAAACAGGUGAUGUGAAGGUCCAGUCACGCCAAGAAGACAAAAAGAAUUAAUGACUCUUAAAACUUUUGAAACUUCUGUUUCCUCUCACACGUUUGAAUUUGUGUUUCUAAAUUACUAACUCUUAUAGAUCCAUGUCGCAAUUUGGCUUUAUUUGUAAUUUAAUAAAUAUACAUUUUUACUUAAUAUCUCCAAAUCCUUUUUUCUCCUAACUUAAACUAACUAUUAAAUCAGUUUAAUUGGUUUGAAUAAUUUUUAAAGUAAAAAUAAAUCCAGAUUAUUAAAUGCAAAUGUUUUCUGGUUUCUUAAUAUUACUUUCUCAAUUUUUAAUUUUUUUUUUCUUUGACAGUAAUCUGAAUGUUUUGGAUUUUUGAGCAAACAAGACACUGAUGACGACAUCUUUGGUUUUUGGAAACUCUGAUCAACAUAUUUAUCUCAACAAGUCUAAUUAAUUGUGAACCAAUCGACAUAAUUUCCUCGUUGUUUAAUUAUCAUUAGCUUGCAGCUCUACUUAGUUUUGACCAGACAUGUCUUCUCAUGACUAGUUUUAGCUUUUUGGCAGAAAUGGGCUUCCAUAAGACCAAAGUUACCACAGACGGACUGCUUUUUUAUGCGUAUUAAAUGGUACAAAAAAAUCAACUUAAAAACCUAAACAGCGCUUUUUAUGCAAAAGUCAGGGAGGGUACAUUUGAAACUGAUCAUGUUGUUACCAAUUUUUGAAGCCGAUUUUGAUAAAAGUCCUGGACCUACUGUUCUCCUUGUUUACACUUUUAGAGAAUGUACUCUAAUCCAGAAUAUGAUCCAGCGUUAUUUCUGUAUGGAGUUUGGUGAAGUUUCAUGUACUAGUUCAGUUUAAUUCUAAUGCGAUACAAUGACUCCAGUCUCAUUAUAAAAGAUAUGAUCCACUGCACUGCCCUCUGUCCGUCUCACCAGAAUGUACCAAAGUUUAGAGCCGAAGCCGGCCACCUCACAUCUAACGACCUCCCACACACUCUGUACAGCCCACCUCACUUUUAAAUAUGAAUGUUUGUCAGCACUCCUCCUCCUGAAAUAAAAUGUCAUCUCUC
Acanthopagrus latus (yellowfin seabream) is the source of this 10775-nucleotide messenger RNA. It is a transcript of the gene hecw2b, whose product is annotated as HECT, C2 and WW domain containing E3 ubiquitin protein ligase 2b. The coding region runs from base 2277 to 7022 and encodes 1581 amino acids. The transcript has 30 exons. NCBI's taxonomy places the organism in Eukaryota, Metazoa, Chordata, Actinopteri, Spariformes, Sparidae. Gene Ontology annotation, biological process: regulation of dendrite morphogenesis. Gene Ontology annotation, molecular function: ubiquitin-protein transferase activity; protein binding. The record is from RefSeq and is a predicted model, not a curated record.